GGCUUCCGUUCAGCGGAUAGGCAAGAUGGCUACGGCUGGGGGUGGCUCUGAGCCUGUCUGGGGAAGUCAGGCUCUUCUUCGCCUUCUGUCUUUCUGCGUCCUCUUGGCAGGUUUGUCCAGGGGAAAUUCAGUGGAGAGGAAGAUCUACAUCCCCUUAAAUAAAACCGCUCCCUGUGUCCGUCUGCUCAAUGCCACUCAUCAGAUUGGCUGUCAGUCUUCCAUUAGUGGAGAUACAGGAGUUAUUCAUGUAGUGGAGAAAGAAGAAGACCUGCAGUGGGCGUUAACUGAUGGCCCCAACCCACCAUACAUGGUACUACUGGAGGGCAAGCUCUUUAACAGGAAACUGAUGGAAAAGAUGAAAGGAACAUCCGGUCGUAUUGCUGGCCUUGCUGUAGCCUUGGCCAAGCCCAGUCCCCCCGAAGGCUUCUCUCCUAGUGUGCACUGUCCCAAUGAUGGGUUUGGUAUUUACUCCAAUUCCUAUGGGCCAGAGUUUGCUCAUUGUCAGGAUAAGCCGUGGAACCCACAUGGCAACGGCUUGGCCUAUGAAGACUUUAAUUUUCCUAUUUUUCUUCUUGAAGACGAAAAUGAAACCAAUGUCAUCAAACAGUGUUAUCGAGAUCACAACCUGAGUCAGAAUGGCUCAGCACCAACCUUCCCACUGUGUGCCAUGCAGCUCUUCUCACACAUGCAUGCUGUCAUCAGCACUGUCACCUGUAUGCGACGUAGCUCCAUUCAGAGCACCUUCAGCAUCAACCCAGAAAUUGUCUGUGAUCCUCUGUCUGACUAUAACGUAUGGAGCACGCUUAAGCCUAUAAAUACAUCUGGGACUUUAGGGCCUGACGACAAGGUUGUGGUUGCUGCUACCCGGCUGGACAGCCGUUCCUUUUUCUGGAAUGUGGCCCCGGGGGCUGAAAGUGCCGUUGCCUCCUUCGUCACCCAGCUGGCUGCAGCCGAAGCUUUGCAGAAGGCACCUGAUGUGACUACCCUGCCUAAAAAUGUCAUGUUCAUCUUUUUCCAAGGGGAAACUUUCGACUACAUUGGCAGCUCGAGAAUGGUCUAUGAUAUGGAGAAUGGCAAGUUCCCUGUGAAGUUAGAAAACAUUGACUCAUUUGUGGAGCUGGGACAGGUGGCCUUAAGAACCUCACUAGAUCUCUGGAUGCACACAGACCCCAUGUCUCAGAGAAACGAGACUGUACGGAACCAGGUGGAACACCUCCUGACCACCCUGGAGAGCAUUGGUGCGGGGAUCCCAGCUGUCAUCCUCAGGAGACCCAACCAGUCCUGGCCUCUCCCGCCAUCUUCUCUGCAGCGAUUCCUUCGUGCUCAGAACAUCUCUGGUGUGGUUCUUGCCGACCACUCUGAAGCCAUUCAUAACCCCUAUUACCAGAGCGUUUACGACACUGCUGAGAACAUUAACGUGAGCUACCCUGACCAGCUGAGCCCUGAAGAGGAUUUGAACUUUGUGACGGACACUGCCAAGGCCCUGGCGGACGUGGCCACAGUGCUGGGACGUGCCCUAUAUAACCUCGCAGGAGGAACCGCCUUCACUGACACAGUACAGGCUGAUCCCCAGACGGUUACCCGUCUACUCUAUGGGUUUUUGGUUAGAGCCAACAACUCCUGGUUCCAGUCCAUCAUCAGGCAAGACCUGAGGUCCUACUUAGGUGAUGGGCCUCUUCAACAUUACAUUGCCGUUUCCAGCCCCACCAACACCACUUAUGUAGUCCAGUAUGCCUUGGCAAAUUUGACCGGCACGGUGAUCAAUGUUACCCAAGAACAGUGCCAGGAUCCAAGUACAGUCCCAAAUGAAAACAAGGAUAUGUAUGACUAUUCCUGGGUUCAAGGCCCUCUGAAUUCCAACAAGACAGAACGACUCUCCCGGUGUGUGCGUUCCACAGCACGACUGGCCAGGGCUCUGUCACCUGCUUUUGAACUGAAGGAAUGGGGCUCUACUGAGUACUCCACGUGGACCGAGAGCCGCUGGAAAGACAUCAGUGCCCGGAUAUUUCUUGUAGCCAGCAAAGAGCUUGAGUUUAUCACCCUGAUGGUGGGCUUCGGCAUCCUCAUCUUCUCACUCAUCGUCACCUACUGCGUCAAUGCCAAAGCUGACGUCCUUUUCAUUACUCCUCGGGAGCCAGGAGCAGUGUCUUACUGA
Elephantulus edwardii (Cape elephant shrew) is the source of this 2155-nucleotide messenger RNA. RefSeq names its product nicastrin (gene NCSTN). The transcript is spliced from 17 exons. The record is from RefSeq and is a predicted model, not a curated record. Gene Ontology annotation, biological process: Notch receptor processing; protein processing. Bases 26 to 2155 code for a protein of 709 amino acids. NCBI's taxonomy places the organism in Eukaryota, Metazoa, Chordata, Mammalia, Macroscelidea, Macroscelididae. Gene Ontology annotation, cellular component: membrane.